Messenger RNA from Tetrahymena thermophila SB210, 1533 nucleotides. RefSeq lists its product as hypothetical. NCBI's taxonomy places the organism in Eukaryota, Ciliophora, Oligohymenophorea, Hymenostomatida, Tetrahymenidae. The transcript has 3 exons. The record is from RefSeq and is a predicted model, not a curated record.
AUGGGUAAUAAGUAAUCAAACUCUGAUCUAUUCAAUAAAAAUUAGCCAAGGAAUGUAUUUUCUUUAUACGGUCCAAAAGCGUCCACAGUUUCUUCGCCUUCGUAGUCUUUACAAUCAUCAAUGUUAAAUGAUAAUUCCUUUUGCGAACUUGAUAAAGAAAAAUAAAAAUUAAGACUUUCAAGGGCUCAUAGAAAUACAAGGUAAGAUGGAUUCUAGGUAAAUAAAAAUCCUGAAUCAAUAGUGAAAUCAGUAAACUUUAUAACUAAAUACAUCCAUCUAGUGUAAACCUUGAACGUUGAUGCAAAUAUAUUAGAAGAAUCAUUUUUAAAGUAUGAGUUAGCUACAAUUUUCGAGGAGUUAAAUUCCUAAUAAAAUAAUCAAGAAAUCUAAAAUAUAGAGCAAAAUUAAGUUUAAAAUAGAAAUGAGCAUUUAAAUAGCUAUGAAAACGAAGACUAUUCAAUGGAGUAGUAGUCUCCAUCAUAAAUUUACAUUUAAAAGAAAAAUAAAGAGCCCUCAAUUAAAGUUUAAGAUGAAAUAAAUAAUUAAGAUAUACAAGAAGGAAAAGUAAGACCUACAGCCUAUUUUGGAUGGAUAGCUCAAUAAGAAUCUAAUUAGAAUCAAUAAGAAAUGCCAGAACUAAAAAAAAAGGACACAUUUGGUGAAUUAAGUGGUGGAAUAUAGAUUACUAACUAGUAGAGCUUUGAAGAUCCUGAUUUUGCAGCUGCUCCUUGUAGAUAAACAGCUUUUUUUGGAGAUCUUGAAAGAUAAUCGCAAUUAAAAGGAUUUUACAAGCAACUUGCUUCAAGAUAUUAACCACACGAUGAAUUAUUUUAAGAUAUUUAGUCAUAAUAAUAAAAAGAAGUUAAAGAAGAAGAUGAUGAAGAAGAUAAUAGUGAUGAAGAAAAUAAUAUAAAUAAUAAUAAAUAUAGAAAAGAUCCUUUAAAUAGCUAAAAUGUAACUGUAUAAAAAAUGCAGCAAUAACCUCAGCACACAGAUAGUGAUGAUAAUGAUGAACCUGUCCACAUAACAAUAGAUUUAUCUGCAAAGAAAAAGAAAGGGAGAUCUUAAUUAGCAAAUUAAAACAAACCUCUUGUUAUUAACAUAUAGUCAGAUAAGCUUAAAUAAAAGGAGUAAAAUUCUACUUCUAAAAGCCCUAAAAGCGACAUACAAACUAAAAACAAGCCAACAUGGAAACCUACUUCACCUCACUUGAUAUCCUCCAACGGAUCUAAUUCAGAUAAAAAUUCUAAUAAAAAUGAUACCAAACAAAAUGAAAAAUCACCAAUUAAAAUAGAUAGUAGAAAAAAAUCAGCUUCAUUUGUUGUGAUUAAUAAGCAAGAAAAAAUGCAAAGAGAAAAAAAUAAAAGUUAAGACUUUUAAAAAGACAUAUUGACUAUUGAUAAUAAAAUAGAAAAAUUAAAUAAUGAUAUAGAAGUUUUAGAUCUUAUAAAAAAAGAUAUUGCAAAAGUAUAAAAUAAGAUAAUUAGAGACAUGUCACCAAGCUACAGAUAGAACUAAAAUUAAUAAAAGUGA